UCAACAAAAACAUACACACCUUUAAGAGCCUUAGACGAUCCAAAUUUUGAGAGAGUCAAUUUUUCCCAAAAAUAAUUUCAGGGUUGAUUGUAAUUCGGUCAUUUUUUGCUCAUAAUUUAUAUAUGGAAGUACAAAUAGAAAGAAGCCAAUCGUUUGCUGUAACAAAGCUAUAUCAUGCAACUUUUGAGGGAGACUUGCAAUCCUUGAUAAAGUUGCUCGAUGAAGAUCGACUUAUCCUGAAUCGAUGCAUCAAUCAAAGAUCGAGACAAUUGAUGCAGUCGCCGUUACAUGUAGCAGCUGAAAUGGGGCAUUUAGAGAUUAUCAAAACAUUGCUCGCUGCAAGGCCUAACAUGUGUUUUGUGCGCGAUCAAGAUGGGAUGACCCCGGUUCAUGUUGCUGUGGUAAAUAAUAACAUCGAUGUGCUUGAAAUACUUUAUAAUGCGAAUCCUCACGUAGUUCGUGAACGGACCAAUGGAGGUGAAUUUGUGUUACAUUUGUGCAUCAAGCAAAAUAAGGAGGAUGCUUUGGAGGCUUUGUUGAGUUUAAUUGAUGACGAACUACUCAACUCUAAGGAUAGUGAUGGGAAUACUGCCUUGCAUCUUGCAGUGAUUGGCAAUCAAAGAAAGAUGGUAAAUAUGUUGUUAAAACGCCCAAAGAUUGAAGUAAACGCAAUGAACAAAAAUGAGAUGACAGCUUUGGAUAUACGCAUACUCCUAAAAACAAAAAGCAGUACAAAAGAUGUGAGUAAUUUUCUAGUUGAAUGGCCUAAUGAUGAGCAUAUUGGACCGUACCUAGAACAAGGCAAAGCGUUACAGGCAAGACAUGUACUAAAGAUAAAGAACAGACAUUAUUGGGUAGAAAAUCAAAGCAACGCGCUAAUGGUGGUGGCAUCUCUAAUAGCAACCAUGGCGUUCUCGGUCGCAACCAAUCCCCCCGGAGGGUUUUGGCAAGAUACUCAAGAUGCUCCACCAGGAUCACCACCAGACCCAAAGACGGAUCAUGAAGCAGGUCACUCUAUAGAAGAUGAUUAUCAGUUAUUUUGGUUUAAUCACUUAGUGAUUUGGAACACAAUAGCAUUGGUUUCGUCGUUAAGUGUAAUACUUCUCCUUAUUAGUGGUCUUCCCUAUGGAAGAGUAUUUGUGGCAAUUUUGAGGAUAACCAUGUGGAUUGCAGUUACAGCAACAACCGCGACUUAUGGAAAAUCGUUGUUUUUAACCAUUUAUAGUGCAGCUCCAACAGCUAAUACUACUUUAUUUUGGCUAGGCGUCGUGGUGUUGAUGCUCCUCGGACAUGCCAUUCUCUUCGUAGUCAAGUUUAUCAAUCGACGACCCAUUUUGAGGGCAAGGAUCGUCAAAUUGGUUCCCAAAUUUAACUCUACAUCACCCGCUGACCCUGUUUGAACUGCUUAGAAUCACUUUUAUUUCAAUCUGCCCGUUUUUAUGAAGAUGGUACUUCUUAAUUUUUCGAACUAUGGUCUGUAUAACUUGUUUACCUUAAACUAAUGAAUGUUAGUACUAAAAAAACUACUACCUCGGUUACUUUUUAGUUGCAACAAAGGAAUAUUUUAUAUCUCACAAAUAAUAUCUUUGUUGCAACUAAAAAGUAACGGAGGCAGUAUAACUUUUUUUAUGA
This is a messenger RNA of Chenopodium quinoa (quinoa), 1632 nucleotides long. RefSeq names its product ankyrin repeat-containing protein NPR4-like. Lineage: Eukaryota; Viridiplantae; Streptophyta; Magnoliopsida; Caryophyllales; Amaranthaceae. The record is from RefSeq and is a predicted model, not a curated record. The transcript has 3 exons. Bases 123 to 1400 code for a protein of 425 amino acids. Gene Ontology annotation, cellular component: plasma membrane. Gene Ontology annotation, molecular function: protein phosphatase 1 binding; protein phosphatase regulator activity.